Molecule: messenger RNA, 273 nt
Organism: Rotaria sp. Silwood1
Lineage: Eukaryota; Metazoa; Rotifera; Eurotatoria; Philodinida; Philodinidae
Source: the annotation of a GenBank genome assembly
AUGACAUUUGGAAAUUAUGUUUUAUUUAAUUUAAUUGUUGCUAUUCCUGUUGAAGGAUUUUCCACAGAAAAAAUGGGUAAUAAUUUUGAUACCGGAAGUGAUUCAAAUCGAUAUGGAAAAAUUGAUCCAUUCAAAAAGUUAAAUAAAAGUUCAAAUUCAAAUAAUUCAUCACUAUAUAAAUCAAUAAUUAAAAUUUGUUCAUCUCAACUUCAAUCAUUAUCAUCAUCAACAACACAAAGUUUUCAUACAUGUAUUGAAUCAAUGGAUAAAUAA